Molecule: messenger RNA, 1121 nt
Organism: Boleophthalmus pectinirostris (great blue-spotted mudskipper)
Lineage: Eukaryota; Metazoa; Chordata; Actinopteri; Gobiiformes; Gobiidae
Gene: hsp90aa1.2
Product: heat shock protein 90, alpha (cytosolic), class A member 1, tandem duplicate 2
Exons: 6
Coding region: 162-1121 (319 amino acids)
Biological process (GO): protein folding; protein stabilization; cellular response to heat
Cellular component (GO): cytosol; protein-containing complex; perinuclear region of cytoplasm
Molecular function (GO): ATP binding; disordered domain specific binding; ATP hydrolysis activity
Source: RefSeq, a predicted model, not a curated record
GUCAGAAACUGUAUAAAAGCGAGCAGGGCACAUCUUUGCACAGUCACAGAAACCCGAACCACGAACUAGCGGCGCAACCGGGCGAGGGAGCAACUUAACUACUCCCACAUUCGCAUUCCUACUUCUAUUUCUACUGCGAAGACUCACCAACGAAGACCAAGAUGCCUGAGGCACGUGACCAGCCAAUGGAGGAGGAGCCUGAGACUGAGACCUUUGCCUUUCAGGCUGAGAUUGCUCAGCUCAUGUCUCUCAUCAUCAACACAUUCUAUUCCAACAAAGAGAUCUUCCUCAGAGAGCUCAUCUCCAACUCUUCUGAUGCUUUGGACAAAAUCCGCUAUGAAAGCCUCACAGACCCCUCCAAACUCGACAGUGGCAAAGAUCUGAAAAUCGAAAUCAUUCCCAACAAAGAGGAGCGCACCCUCACCCUCCGAGACACUGGCAUUGGCAUGACCAAAGCCGACCUCAUCAACAACCUGGGCACCAUCGCCAAGUCGGGCACCAAGGCCUUCAUGGAGGCUCUGCAGGCUGGGGCAGAUAUCUCCAUGAUUGGGCAGUUUGGAGUGGGUUUCUACUCUGCAUACCUGGUGGCAGAAAAGGUCACAGUGGUCACCAAACACAAUGAUGACGAACAGUAUGCAUGGGAGUCAUCUGCCGGGGGGUCCUUCACUGUCAGGAACGACAUAUCUGAACCAAUGGGACGUGGCACCAAAGUGGUCCUGCACCUUAAAGAGGACCAGACAGAAUACCUGGAGGAGAGGAGAAUCAAGGAGAUCGUCAAGAAGCACUCACAGUUCAUUGGAUACCCCAUCACACUCUUUGUGGAAAAGGAGCGUGACAAGGAAGUGAGUGACGAUGAGGCAGAGGAGGAGGAGAAAGAGAAGGAGAAAGAGAAGGAUGAAGAGGAGAAGGAGGAGGACAAGCCCGAGAUCGAAGACGUGGGCUCAGACGAUGAGCAUGACCACGACAAAUCAGACAAGAAAAAGAAGAAGAAGGUGAAGGAGAAGUACAUCGACCAGGAAGAGCUGAACAAAUGUCCCCCCGGCGGAGCAGGAGAAACUGUUCAUCCAGAAGCUGCGCCAGUGCUGUGUGCUGUUCGACUUCGUGUCCGACCCUCUGAGUGA